Westerdykella ornata is the source of this 1120-nucleotide messenger RNA. Its product is annotated as NAD(P)-binding protein. Gene Ontology annotation, molecular function: oxidoreductase activity, acting on the CH-OH group of donors, NAD or NADP as acceptor. The transcript is spliced from 2 exons. The record is from RefSeq and is a predicted model, not a curated record. Lineage: Eukaryota; Fungi; Ascomycota; Dothideomycetes; Pleosporales; Sporormiaceae. The coding region runs from base 189 to 977 and encodes 262 amino acids.
GCAUCAUUCACUCCCUUCAGGUACGAAAGGUACACGAACUUGGACUUCAAGGUGUAAAUUGAUGCUGUCUUGAAGUCGUCUCGAAGGACUCGACGUCAAAUCUCACAAUUGACGACACUCCACCCCUUGUUCCAUCGUCUCAAUCCAUAGAUACUUCGCCCACCUUCAACCUUCACCUCCGCCAAACCAUGACUUCUAUCCCCCAGCUCUUUUCGCUCGAAGGCCAGACCGCCCUCAUCACAGGCGGCACGCGAGGCAUCGGACAGGCCAUGGCCAUUGCCCUAGCCGAAGCCGGCGCAGACAUCCUUCUCGUCCAGAGAGACACCACCAACCAAACCACAAAGCAAACCAUCGAAUCCCUCGGCCGAACCGCCACAAUCUACACCGCAGACCUCUCCUCCCCCUCCUCCGUCUCCUCGCUCAUCCCCACCAUCCUCGCCGACGGCCACAGGAUCCACAUCCUGCUCAACUGCGCGGGCAUCCAGCGACGCCACCCAGCCCACGAAUUCCCAGACAACGACUGGCGCGCCGUCCUGCAGGUCAACCUCGACACCGUGUUCACGUUAUGUCGAGAUGUAGGCGCGCACAUGCUCCAACAAGACCCCUCCUUGCCGCUCAACCGCCGCGGCGCCAUCAUCAAUGUAGCCAGUCUGCUGAGUUUCCAGGGCGGCAUCACCGUGCCUGCGUACGCGGCUAGCAAAGGUGGAGUAGCGCAGCUGACCAAGGCCUUGUCCAACGAGUGGGCCGGUAAGGGCAUCAAUGUGAAUGCCAUUGCUCCCGGGUACAUCGCGACGGAGAUGAACACGGCGCUGCUGCAGGAUGAGAGAAGGGCGGCGAGUAUCCUGGAGAGGAUACCGGCGGGGCGGUGGGGAAGGCCCGAGGAUUUCAAGGGCGUCGUCGUGUGGUUGGCGAGUGCGGCGAGUGCGUAUGUGAGUGGGGAGGUGGUUACCGUGGAUGGGGGGUGGAUGGGGAGGUAGGUGUUGUAUCUAUGGUCUUGGUUGUGAUACAGCGGCGAGAUUUGAUCGACCAUGAGAUGCAUGACGAAACCAGUAUAGAGAUAUAGAUGCACGAGAUAAUAAGAUAUGGCCAGUUAGUUCAUCUAUGAGGUCUAUAUUCGUAA